Fundulus heteroclitus (mummichog) is the source of this 6499-nucleotide messenger RNA. It is a transcript of the gene slc25a22a, whose product is annotated as solute carrier family 25 member 22a. The coding region runs from base 586 to 1524 and encodes 312 amino acids. Gene Ontology annotation, biological process: L-glutamate transmembrane transport; malate-aspartate shuttle; aspartate transmembrane transport. Lineage: Eukaryota; Metazoa; Chordata; Actinopteri; Cyprinodontiformes; Fundulidae. The record is from RefSeq and is a predicted model, not a curated record. The transcript is spliced from 11 exons. Gene Ontology annotation, molecular function: L-glutamate transmembrane transporter activity; L-aspartate transmembrane transporter activity.
GACAGAAACAAAAGGAACACGCUGUGAAAUGAAGGUUUAGGGUAAAAGUCACCGCUGUGAGAGAAAACAGAGCAAGAUGAGCCGCAGAGGUGGGUUGUGGAGUCUAAGCUCCAGGAGGCUGAAAGAACGAUACUCUCUGACCUCCUCUGAACCUCCUCCUCCUCCUUACUCCACCCCUGGAGCAGCCAGUGGAAGCCUCCACUCCCCCAUCUACCUAAACACGCCUGAUGCCGCAUCAGCGCUCGGUGCCAGAUAGGGUUACCGCUAACCUAAACGUCCCCCGCCGCUUUGGAGUGCCCCAGAAAGAAGACGUGAGGAAUUUGGGGCAAUUGCCGUUGCGUGCGCACAUGCGCUUCCCUCAGCGAAGCCACGAGUCAGCAAAGAUCUGAGAUGCGAAAGCUGCGUUCGACCUACCCGAACGAACCGCAGCUGGAUUAAGUCGAGUGGGAAAACAAGGACCACGCCGCUUUGUCUCCCCUUAGACGGCAGAAGGCCGCUGGAAUUAUCAAGCGACAGAAACAAGCAGCUCCUGAGUGCACCAGCCAGCCGACGUGUUCACCUGUGACCAGCCGGGGGUUCAGAUAAAUGGCUGAUAAACAGAUCAGUUUGCCUGCCAAAUUGAUCAAUGGAGGGAUUGCCGGCAUCGUCGGAGUGACUUGCGUGUUUCCCAUCGACCUGGCCAAGACUCGCCUGCAGAACCAGCAGAAUGGAUCUCGCCUUUAUACCAGCAUGUCGGACUGCCUUAUUAAGACCAUUCGAUCGGAGGGGUAUUUUGGGAUGUAUAGAGGAGCCGCGGUGAACCUAACCCUAGUUACACCAGAGAAGGCCAUCAAAUUGGCUGCUAAUGACUUCUUCAGGCAUCACCUCACCAAGGAUGGAAAACUCACUCUGGUCAAAGAGAUGCUGGCUGGGUGCGGAGCGGGUACAUGCCAGGUCAUCGUAACAACUCCUAUGGAGAUGUUGAAAAUCCAGCUGCAGGACGCCGGGAGGCUGGCUGCUCAGCGGAAGCUCAUGCCGGAGUCGCUGCCGGCUGGAACUGUGGAGACAAAGAGCCCGACAGCCAUGCAGAUUACCAGACAAUUACUGAGGGAAAAGGGCAUUGCUGGACUUUAUAAAGGCCUCGGUGCCACACUGCUCAGGGACGUUCCUUUCUCUAUGAUCUAUUUCCCUCUUUUCGCCAAUCUGAAUAACCUGGGCAAGAGAGGCGCGGAGGGCCCCGCUCCUUUUUACGUGUCGUUCGUGUCGGGCUGCAUGGCAGGGAGCACGGCAGCCGUUGCCGUCAACCCCGUUGAUGUAAUAAAGACUAGACUGCAGUCCCUGAACCGGGCAAGCACAGAAGACACGUACUCUGGAGUGACAGACUGUAUCAGGAAAAUCAUGCGCAACGAGGGUCCUUCGGCCUUCCUGAAGGGAGCCUACUGCCGCGCCCUGGUCAUCGCGCCUCUGUUCGGCAUUGCCCAGGUGGUCUACUUCCUGGGCGUGGGCGAAUAUAUCCUCAGCUUCUUGCCCAAAAAAGACAUCUAAGCGGCGCCUCGGUUCUGCCUUCCCUCCCGUGACGCGUCACGUCAGCUCCAUCCGGAUUCAUCUGAUUCUUAGAGAAGUGUUUUUUUUUGUUUUUGUUUUUUUUAUUUGCUGCGUUGAAUGUUCAGAAAGUUCAGAAGGGAGCCUUUGUUUUUUUGCCAAGAUGCCUGUGGCAGCGCACAAAAUUCCAGUUGGCAAGCUCAGCCACAGCAGCUUUCUGGAAACCACGCUACAAAUAGAGGUCUGUAAUUACAAGAUUUUACUGUACUUUCAAACACGAUUGUCCUAUUCUGCAAAUUAGACGUACGGCCCUUGGCUGUUGCAGCUCUGCAAGCUCUUCGGUAAUAUUGUUUUUGCAGGCUUCAUUAACAUUUUAAUAACAGAGAAUCCCUUUGCAAUAUGUUUGAAAUCACAAGUUACCACUGCCCUAAAUUGAGCAAUAAAGAUGUAAUUUACAGUUAGCAAUGUGUAGGAGAUCAGGAGUAGGCAUGAGCCAGAAUGAGAUUCUCAUGGUAUGAUAGCCCUGCGUACAAGUACCAUGCUAUUACUGCUUUAGACAUAUGUUUGAAACAAGAACGCCUCUAAUUAUAUUUAUUAGAAACAGAAAACUAACAAAUAGUGCUACUCCUGCGUGCAAAAACAAUACAAUCGGUAUUAAUAUUGGUAUAUAUCACAUAUUUUAAAGUUGUUUUUAAUUUUGAUCAAUAAGCUUGAGCAAAAAAAAAAGUUUUAACUUCUUAUUGUGCAGAAUCUUAGAUAAUUUAGUGGUUCUGUUGUUUAGAGAGAAACGACGGCUUAGUCAGGCUAUCAGCUCUGGUUGCUAGCUGGCAGUCGGCUGCUAAACAUACCAAAGUGUGACACCAGUGAUGCAUGGCGGUCCUUUGCUGUCAGCACAAUGAAUGCCUGUGCUUUCGUGAACAGUAAAAUGUGUUUUUUCUUGAACAUAAAGGGAAAGUAUGGCAGCCUGCUUUCAGCCAGCUGACCGACAGUGUGCAGAAAUAGGUGGGGGAAGGGGGAGGGUGGGAAACUGCGGUCACACCUGUAGUUUCUCUGGCUCCUCAUUAAAAGGUCUUUAAACUGGAAGGACAGCGUGAUGUAAAACCUCAGAGAGUUUAAACCCCUAACUUUUUACAACUGGGGUAAUACCUUAAGUUCAGUAACCAGCCCAUGCCUAAUGUGAAGGUUUACUGGAAUACAAAAAAAAAAAAAUAAAUAAAUAAAUCAAACAGACCUUACGUAACGAUAAAAUAAUGAACAGUGGGAGCCUGUUUCAUUGUUAGUCCUGGGGCAGCGUGCUGAUGUGAUACCAGCUCUCUCCCUCUGAUCUUUCCAGAGAACCCACUUCCCCCCCCCCCCCCUGUACAGUAAGUGGUUGUAAUGAACUCAGUGGUUCAGCCCAGAGCAGGCUUUGAUGCCCUGGCCUUUUUUUAAGGAGAUCAGGUUCCAUCUCAUACUUAGCGCAGCCACAAUGCUCCGACUGUUUGGCCUCCCAGAACAAUGUCUGUUUUUUUUUUGUUCCCACCGCGUGCAACUUCUGAUCGUCAGCCACAAAACCUACCUGUUACAGAAGUUUGCAUUAAAAAAAAAAAAAAUCAAGAAAACGUUCAGUGAGGGGAUGGAGCUUUAAGACCUUUGUGCGCUGCAGUUUGCUGCCAUCUGAUUGCUGGCGGAUCUUUUUAAGAAGGGCGUCAGACGUCACUGAAACCUACAGGUGCAGUCGGCCAUUGUUGAGCGCCUUCCUUUCUCCUUAGACGCAGGCGUACAAAUCAUUUUUUUGAGUUUACACAAGACUUAGCGCUCAGUUUUCUCGCUUCGUCCAAACUCUCAUUCGGUGACGGGAUCCAAAGAGCUAAUGAAAAACCUUUUUGUUCGUCUGAACGCUCAGCCUGCCGUGCUCUCGGUGUUGUGGGAUUUGUACCAAACAUGUCUGCCUGUUUGCUUUAGAGGUUUUGUUUGCUUUAAGCUGCCCGGGGCGAGAAAAGAAGAAAAAACAACAACAGCUCCGUCGUAUCUUGUUUACGCAUCACACCAACACUGAGGCAUGCUGCCAUUGGUUUAUCUGGUCGGAGAUCAAGGUGACUUUGAUGUGUUUUUGUCCAAUCACAUUCCUUCCUCGCUCCCACUGGUCAAACGGCUCUUCGGCUCUUCGGUUGCACUUCUGAUGCAACUUUUUCAGUGUGGUAUCGUUUGUGGGAGUGAGCUUUAUUUAUAGAUGUUCCCUUCUAGAAGCAGUAUAGCGUUAUCUAUUUGUAUGUGUUUUUUUUUUUCUGUCGUAUUGUCCAGUUUAUCUAUAUUGUACAUAUGCAGAUGAAAUGAGCUUUGUUUUAGAAUGUAUUGUUUUUGUACAUGAUGGCUUAUUUGCACACCUACCUCUCCACCCCCCCACCCCCCCACCCUCCUUCCAUUCAUAUUGUGGCGAUUUUAUGUUGUGAUGAUGUGGUGAAAUGAAGGAACAUCAGAGACGUUUUUUUUUAUUACUGUACACCAAGGGGAACACUGCUAGACUUUAAGAAGGACGUUUUUUUUUUUUUUUUUGGAUGUGCCAUUUCUCCCAGAAGUCCGUGGGUUCAGUCACUUGCUCAAACAUAGGACCAAAUGAAGAAUCUCACUGCUGAUAGAAGUGGAGUUUCCAGCCAAUGGCAUAACGCUAAGAAAUGCACAGCGACCAAGACGCCCUCUGUAGCGGCCGUUAUGUCAUAACGUGCGUCUGAACGGUGCUCCUUCAAUGUGGCUGCUGCAAAACCAAGGCGCUGCCGCCUGAAUCCCACGCGGGCUAUUCUCAGCCUUUUUUUUAAGGCCCUUCGUCUUACUGUAACUGAAAGCCAUAAGUCAAGAAGGGGACUGCUAGACACCUUGACACAAGCGGCACCUCUCCAUGGCGGAAGCAGACAAUAGGUCUGAGGGGGUGUGUGUGAAAAAGGCAAAAAGACCCACCAACUCAUCUGAACUUGGCUUUAUUUUUUAUUAUUUUCUUUGACAUUCCGACUUGCUUUUACAUGCAGUUCUGGUCAGAAAUUUACACGCAGUUCUGGGCUUGCAAUUCAUUAAAAUUUUCUUUUUCCAGGGUUUAGAGAACAGGAACCGGGUGCUUUGGUUUAUAUUUACUGCGAGUGUAAUCCUUACCGGGUAAAAAUAAUAUGUACAGCCUGUCAUUUGUACACACGUCCCUACUUAUAUUUGGUUAAUCACACCAGAAGCACUCGCAGCAAUGCAGGCCCUUAGCAUGAUGCUGCCGCCAACAUGGCCGUCAGUCGGUUCUCGUAUCUGAAGGCCUCACCGGUGACUCCUCCAAACAUUGUUCUUACCAUUGUGGUAAGACUAACACAAGGCUUCUGGAAUAAACCCGGGACCAACUCCAUUAAAGAUGUGAGAACUAUUUAAUGUGGGAUUAUUGGCAGUGACCCAACAAGUCUAAAUGACCAAUUCUGUUAAAGACAUUGGCCAAAAAUCCAGCCAAACUGACCGUGGGGCAUUUAUCCAAACAUCAAAUAGUUUGGAUGUAAAAAUGCUUGAGCCUAAAUGUAUAGUUUUAAGCAAAAGGGAAGUAGUAAUAAAAUACACAGUAUAACACUAUACUGUUCAGUUCUUGUUCAAAACAUCGCUGAAGUUGUCUGAUCCAUCCAUCAUUCCAACCUGGGAAAAGAAAAGCUCAAAUGCGUCAUUAAAAAGUCUAAAUGACGUUCGUCAGUGAAUGUAAACUUCUUUCCAGAACCUGUGCGCUGUCAUUGUGGUAACGUUGCCUGUUGUAGUGUUGUAGAUAUCACUCCUCUGAUUUGCUUUAAAACCUAACCCCUUCUCCUCCUCCUCCCUCUUUAGACCGUUUUCAUCGGUUUUCAAGCUGAAUCUUGAAAUUCUCCUGGCUUUGUUUUUCAUCAGCUGUGAAUUUUCUUCCACCGACCCUCGUGCGUUCGGCGGUGUACGUGCGCGUGCGUGUCUGACUGUGUUGUGCUGUAGUUGAAGCGUAGUUGUUUGUGGUUUCUCUCUUUUUUUUUUUUUUUUACCCCCUCUCUCUGUUUACUCCCUCUGUGUGUUUUGUCACAAUCCUCUGCCAUCUGCUCGAUCCGGCCUGCGCUGCCGGGACGCAGGUCAUUUGCAGAGGAACCUCUACAAAAAACACCAAAAGUAGGAUUUGGAGUGUAUACAAUCAAAGAAAGCACAAGGGAAUUAGUAGGCAUAUGAUAGCACAUGUUUCUCUCUCAAUAAUCCACAUGCUGAUUUCAAGGACAUAUAUUAAACUGAUUUAUUUCUAUGAAUCUGUUGCUAUAAAUGCAAUUUUUUUUUAAAUCGUAUUUAUCUGCAGCGCCAGUCAGAACUUUACUUACGCUCGAGAAAUCAUUCCAUUUAGUUUAGGACUUUUAAAGAAUGCCGUUUUACCAUUUUCAGGCAUCACAAAGCCUAUGUUUAGACAACACUUAUUGGGUCUUAAGAAGUUAAAGCUAUUUGUUGUAUCAUCAUUCCUCCCUGGAAAAAGAUGGAUUUAAAUUAAUCAAUUAAAAAAAACAAAAUUGUUCUGAGUGUACGUAAACACCUGAGCGGCGCUGUGCGUUUAUCUGUCUGCAAACCCAGAGGGCCGAGACAGAAACCCCACAUGAUAGUGUCCACAAUGUUAGCUAUAAGCAGUAAGCCACAAAGACGUAUACCGCCCACAUAUUCUAUAUGAAUCAGAUAUAAGAAUGUAACGUAGAUAUUAUGAGAUGUAUUCUAAUAAAUGUGAAGAGUUUAUGACAUUUUAAACCUAAAGAUGUGUGCUUUACACUUUCACUGAAACAUGAGCCAGCUUACUGUUAUGCAAUAAGUAGCCACACACUCACGCGUUGGAGAGGAGCCACUGAAUACAACCAAGUAACCCACAGCAUCACACAACAGCGUAUGACUAUUGCAGCCGUGAAGCUCGGAGGCCUUUCGGGCUCUGAGCUCGCCUCGCAGCCCUUGUUCUCUUCCUCCGAGAGGAAGUGUGCAAAAAAGCACUUUAAAAAAA